This is a messenger RNA of Phasianus colchicus (ring-necked pheasant), 632 nucleotides long. The record is from RefSeq and is a predicted model, not a curated record. NCBI's taxonomy places the organism in Eukaryota, Metazoa, Chordata, Aves, Galliformes, Phasianidae.
GCAUGGCGGAGGGACGGCGCUACGCCACGCUCAAGCGCCGCUACCGGCGACGAGCGGGCGCCGCCAUCUUGGAGUGCGGAUUUCCGGUCUGAGCGCCCCGCCCUGCUGCGGCCGCUACGCGUGCGCGUCGCGACGUUGCCGGAAGCGGAACGGGCGGCGGAGCGGGCGAGGGUGUGGCUCCGCCGCUGCCGUCCUUUCCCCGGCGCGAUGUUGCCCACCACCUCCGUGGGGGCCCGCAGUCAGGGCAACGGCGCGCUCAGCCCCCGCGAUGCGGCGCGGCACACGGCCGGGGCCAAGCGGCACAAGUACCUGCGGCGGCUGCUGCACGUGCGGCAGAUGGAUUUCGAGUUCGCUCUGUGGCAGAUGCUGUACCUGUUCACCUCCCCGCAGCGGGUCUACAGGAACUUCCACUACCGGAAGCAGACCAAGGACCAGUGGGCGCGGGACGACCCCGCCUUCCUCGUGCUCCUCAGCGUGUGGCUCUGCGGUGCGUGCGGAGGGAGAGGCGGGGGGUGGGGGGGAGGCGGGGCUGAGGGCUGCCGCGUAGUGCUGAAGUGAGCUGUGCCGGGUGACAGCGAUAGGGUGAGAAGUAAUGGCUUUAAGUUGUGCCAAGGGAGGGUCAGGUUGGGUAU